AUGCAGGCGCUGGCGGGGCGCCAGCAGCAUCGGCGCGGGUUGCAUCAGACGAAGCGCUCUGCUGGUGCCGGGUGCCGGGCAACCCAGGGAGCUCGGGGCCCUGCGGUGCUCCGCAAGAUGCUGCUGACAGCCCCCCGGCUGCUGCGGACUAUCUGCACCACGGCCGCGGCUUAUCAACAUAAGCUAAAGCUAGCCCUUAUAGGUCAAAGUAUUUUUGGGCAAGAAGUUUAUAACAAGCUGAGAAAAGAGGGACAUAAAGUUGUGGGAGUAUUCACAGUGCCUGACAAGAAUGGACAAGCUGAUCCUUUGGCACUGGCAGCAGAGAAGGAUGGAACUCCUGUUUUUAAGUUCCCCAGAUGGAGAGCUAAAGGCAAGCCUAUCCAGGAAGUAGUUGCAGCCUACAAAUCGGUUGGAGCAGAGUUAAAUGUCCUUCCAUUCUGUACACAGUUCAUCCCCAUGGAUGUUAUUGAUUGCCCAAAACAUGGCUCAAUUAUUUACCAUCCAUCCAUCCUGCCACGCCACAGAGGAGCUUCUGCAAUCAACUGGACUUUAAUUCAAGGAGAUAAGAAAGCAGGAUUUACUAUUUUCUGGGCUGAUGAUGGCUUGGACACUGGACCAAUCCUUCUGCAGAGAGAAUGUGAUGUGGGCCAAAAUGAUACUGUGGAUGACCUGUAUAACCGGUUUCUCUUCCCAGAAGGAGUAAAGGCUAUGGUGGAAGCUGUACAUCUAAUUGCUGAUGGUAAAGCCCCUCGUAUACCUCAGCCUGAAGAAGGGGCAACAUACGAAGGCAUCCAGAAAAAGGAAAAUGCAGAGAUCUCCUGGGACCAACCUGCAGCAUCUUUGCACAACUGGAUUCGAGGGCAUGAUAAAGUUCCUGGAGCAUGGGCAACAAUAGAUGGCCAGGUGGUUACCUUUUAUGGAUCAUCAUUACUUGAUGCUUCAGUGCCCACUGGACAAGAACUGGCAAUAAAAGGUGCUUCAAGACCUGGGCUUAUAACCAAGAAUGGCCUAAUCAUUUUUGGUAAUGAUGGAAAGAUGGUGCUAGUGAGAAACCUGCAGUUUGAGGAUGGAAAAAUGAUCCCUGCAUCUAAGUACUUCUCUACUGAUGAAACAACUGCCUUGGAACUUACAGAAGAGGAGAAAAAGAUGGCAGAAGAUAUUAAGGCUAUUUGGAAGGGAAUUCUGAGCCAUGUUGCUGUAAUUGAGGAUUCCACAGACUUCUUCAAAUCCGGAGCAUCCUCUAUGCAUGUUGUCAGAAUGCUAGAAGAAAUUAAGCAGAAGUAUAGUGGCUUCAAACUACAAAAUGAAGACGUGUACAUAGCCACUAAGUUUGCAGACUUCAUUCAAACGGCUGUCAGAAAAUUCAGAGGAGAAGACAAGGAAGAAGAGUUAGUAAUUGAUUAUGUUUCAAAAAAUACGAACAACAUGACUGUGAAUAUGCCAUACCAAUGUUUCAUAAAUGGGCAAUUUAUAAAUGCUGAUGAUGGAAAAACAUAUGACACCAUAAAUCCAGCAGAUGGAUCAGUAAUAGCCAGUGUAUCUUCUGCUUCAUUGGCUGAUGUUGACAAGGCAGUGGCAGCAGCAAAAGAGGCAUUUGAAAAUGGUGAAUGGAGAAGAAUGGAUGCAAGGGAAAGAGGGCGACUCAUGUACAGACUUGCAGACCUGAUGGAAGAACAUCAAGAAGAAUUAGCAACAAUAGAGUCCAUUGACUCAGGAGCUCUCUACACUUUAGCUUUGAAGACCCAUGUUGGAAUGUCUGUGCAAACAUUCAGAUACUUUGCUGGAUGGUGUGACAAAAUUCAGGGUGCUACAAUUCCAAUUAACCAGGCCCGUCCAAACCAUAAUCUAACAUUCACCAAGAAAGAGCCCAUUGGUGUCUGUGCGAUUGUUAUCCCGUGGAAUUACCCACUGAUGAUGCUUGCAUGGAAGAGUGCAGCAUGCUUGGCUGCAGGCAACACACUUGUACUCAAGCCAGCUCAGGUCACACCUCUGACUUCCUUGAAGUUUGCAGAACUCGCUAAAGCUGGAUUUCCUAAGGGUGUUAUAAAUAUUCUGCCUGGUUCAGGUGGUUUAGUGGGACAGCACCUGUCUGAACAUCCUGAUGUUCGCAAAGUUGGAUUUACUGGUUCAACACCAACUGGUAAACAGAUUAUGAAGAGUGCAGCCACUAAUCUGAAGAAAGUUUCUCUUGAACUUGGUGGCAAAUCACCAUUGAUCAUAUUCAGUGACUGUGAACUUGACAGAGCUGUAAAAAUGGGUAUGGGAGCAGUAUAUUUCAACAAAGGAGAAAACUGCAUUGCAGCUGGCAGGCUGUUUGUGGAAGAAUCAAUCCAUGAUGAAUUUGUUAGCAAAGUGGUGGAAGAAAUAAAAAAGAUGAAAAUUGGUGACCCACUCGAUAGAUCCACAGACCAUGGUCCACAAAAUCACAAGGCACAUUUGGAGAAGCUGCUGCAGUAUUGUGAAAUUGGAGUAAAAGAAGGAGCCACUCUAGUGUAUGGAGGAAGACAAGUUCAUAGACCAGGUUUCUUCAUGGAACCCACUGUAUUCACGGAUGUUGAAGACCAUAUGUAUAUUGCCCAGGAGGAGUCCUUUGGUCCUGUGAUGGUCAUCUCUAAAUUUAAAAAUGGGGACGUCGAUGGAGUGCUGCAACGGGCAAAUAGCACAGAAUAUGGCUUAGCCUCAGGAGUUUUCACGAAAGACAUAAGCAAAGCUCUCUACAUCAGUGAAAAGCUAGAAGCUGGAACAGUUUUUAUUAACACAUACAACAAAACUGAUGUGGCAGCCCCAUUUGGUGGAUUUAAGCAGUCUGGCUUUGGGAAAGAUUUAGGUGAAGAAGCUCUUCAUGAAUAUCUCAGAACCAAAGCCAUCACUGUGGAAUAUUAAAGUAACAGCUUCACUUGGAAAGUAAACAUUCGGCAGAGUUUGUAUCUUAAAGAAGCACUUAAUGCCAUGCCUAGGAUAGGCCUUCUGCAGCGCUGUAACAAAAAAAAUCCAAGUAAAACCCAUUCCAUGGAUAAGUUUCUAUAGAUCAAGGCCAAAUUUUAGUCUUGCUGACAGAUAAAGCAUUUGGAAACUAACCUGAAGUUAUUUAAAUUAUACAGCAGCAGUUAGCACAAUCCCCCCCAAAAUACCAAGUACACAGUUUAGUUUAUUUUUUAAAGUCCAAAUGAGGAAUGAAUUCUUACAUGCCUACUUCUUAUUUGUGUGAACAUAUUUACACAAUCAUUUAAAUCUUUAGUUACCAGGUUUCUUUUGAACUAAAAUACACUGAUUAUGCCAUUUCUGUGAUAAUGAGUUUAAAUUUUACAGGAGCAGCUGAACAUUCUGCUCUGGGAUUCUUCAGCAGUAUAGAAAACCUUCGUGCCACAAGACGUAAACCAUUGCAAGAAAGUGCACUUACUUUGAUCUUUGUAUAGUACAUACAGAGUUCAACAUUGGUGUUAAACUAUGCAUAUCAAGCUGAAGUUACUGAAACUAUUUUCUAUCUUCUUGUUGAUAUGGAAUGUGUGAUUCUGCCUGCAAUUUGAAAGGUGGCUACAUUAACAGAUUAAAAUCACUUUGUUCACAUAGACUCUUA
This is a messenger RNA of Melopsittacus undulatus (budgerigar), 3577 nucleotides long. RefSeq names its product aldehyde dehydrogenase 1 family member L2 (gene ALDH1L2). Gene Ontology annotation, cellular component: cytoplasm. Gene Ontology annotation, molecular function: formyltetrahydrofolate dehydrogenase activity; aldehyde dehydrogenase (NAD+) activity. The record is from RefSeq and is a predicted model, not a curated record. Lineage: Eukaryota; Metazoa; Chordata; Aves; Psittaciformes; Psittaculidae. Gene Ontology annotation, biological process: biosynthetic process; one-carbon metabolic process; 10-formyltetrahydrofolate catabolic process.